GGAGGCAAUGGACUGGAGAUGUUUUGGGAUGGGGCCCUUCUUCAGCAAAUUGGCAAAUGGAAUUUAAUUCCGACAGAGGUAAGUGAUACAUUUUGGAAGAUCAAAUAGUGGUAGACAUAUGCGUUAAAAAUAGAGAAUGAGAGAAUGGUGAUCAGAGGAAUCCAAGUCACAGAAGGAGGCAACACAUGUCAAUAGAAAAUGUGCACCAUGCUUGUCUUUAUAGAUCAAUGGAAAUAAUUUAAGAUUUGUUUUUUUUUUAAUGUUCUUAAGGUCACCAUCUGCCAUACCGUUACAGGAUCACAUCACUUCAGGUGAUCUUCCCUCCACAGCCUCCAGCCCUGCAGUGCCCAUUUCUAUAUCCUACCGGAUUCUCAACAGGACCUCUUAUAUGUCCUUUAUUUAUGCUUGCGUGAUUUCAAGCUUAAUAGCACCUUUCUAUUUGGUGACCAACACAUCACACACAACCUCCAAGAGUGUCUUGAAGUCUCUUGACCAAAUAAUCAUUCACCUCAAGGAAACUUACUGAAUAGUAAAAGGCUUGGAUAGAGGGGAGGUGGAGAGGAUGCUUCCAGUAGUGGGAGAGUCUGGGACUGGAGGUCAGGAUGGAAAUGUGGUGAAUUUGUGGAAUUCUUUGCCAUAGAAGGCUGUGAAGGACAAUUCAAUGGAUAUUUUUAAGGCAGAGAUAGAUAGAUCCUUGAUUAGAACGUGUGUCAGGGAUUAUGGGGAGAAGACAGGAGAAUGGGUUUAGGAGAGAGAGAGAUAGAUCUAUGAUUGAAUGGCGGAGCUGACUUGAUGGGCCAAAUGACCCUAUCUUAUCACUUAUGACUUUAAUGUAUAUUGUAACCAUUUGUGCUAAAUCAUUUUAAUAGAUUGUAAAACAAGAAUACUCCAAAGGUGUGCAAACCGACCUUUACUCGGGUGACAUCAGCUUUGCCACGUAUACUUUCAUUACCCAACCACUAAGGUUAGAUUGUACCACUAAAUCAGUGAUUAUCUAAUGACAAGGGAUUAUAUAAACUGUGUCCUUUGGCUGCGAGGUGUCCUUUUCAGACCGUAGGGAGUGAGGAGCAGGUUCACUGGUCCCUGAACACUGAGACUGGUGACAAUUCCACAUUGCUCGGGGUGUUGAUGCAUCCUGCUCUGAUUUGAUGUGAGCUGUGUUUGGUGACAUUGAUCGUGGACGUGCUACUCUGGGAGUUCUGGGAUGGCCAUCGCCCGGCAGAGGAUAGUCCACCUGUUGGUGGCCGGGCUGCUGCUAGUCACAGUCGGCCUGGUCUUACACUUUGUCACGCCGCUCAUUAUCCAGGACCAGGUUAUUAAGAACGUUCAAAUCAACCCACGCAAUGGUUUUGCCUAUUCCGUCUGGAAGGAUGUUCCUAUCCCUUUCUACAUGUCUGUAUAUUUCUUUCAUAUCGUGAAUCCAGACGCAAUUCUCCAGGGUGAGAAGCCUGUUGUUGAACAGCGAGGACCCUACGUUUACAGAGAAUACAGACCAAAGGGCAACAUUAGCUUUCAUGACAAUCACACAGUUUCCUACCGAGUGUUUCGACAAUUUCACUUUGUGCCAGAGCGUUCAACAGGCCCUGAGAGUGACCAGCUCGUUCUCCCCAACAUGCUUGCACUAGGCGUGUCCAUUAUAGCCGAGAAACUAACUCCACCCAUGAAACUAAUGUUCAACUUGAUCAUGAAGAAGUUUAAUCAAACUGCUUUCUUCAAAAGAACCAUAAAGGAGAUGAUGUGGGGAUAUGAAGACGAGCUGAUUAUCACCCUUAAAAAACUCUUCCCAAACCUCCUGCCGUUUACGGACAAGUUUGGUUUGUUUGCAGAUCUGAACAACACCGACACUGGAUUAUUCACGAUUUACACAGGAGUUGAUGAUAUCAGGAAAGUCCAAGGAAUCGACACGUGGAAUGGUGGUAAAAAGGUCAACUACUGGCACUCUGCCCAAUGCAACAUGAUAAACGGCACCUCGGGGGAAAUGUGGCCUCCAUUUUUGACUCCGUCAGACGCGCUGGAAUUUUACAGCCCAGAUGCCUGUAGGUCGGUGAAGUUAGUUUACCAGCAGUCAGGCCGGACCUACGGAUUACCGUCCUUCCGCUACGUUGCUCCGAAGACGAUGUUUGCAAACGGGACGGUGUACCCUCCCAACCAGGGCUUCUGUCCGUGCCGACAGUCGGGGGUUCUAAACGUCAGCACCUGCAGACAUAAUUCACAAGUCUUCAUCUCGCAUCCUCACUUCUACAACGGUGACCCUACGCUGUGGGAGGCUGUGGACGGAUUACACCCCAGUGAGAAAGACCACUCACUCUUCAUUGACAUCCACCCCUUGACGGGAGUCCCUCUGAAUGUCUCCAUCAAGUUACAACUAAAUCUGUUUCUAAAAUCUGCCAAAGGAAUAAACUUGCUGGGGAAGAUGAGGACCAUGCUGUUGCCUCUCAUGUGGUUCGAUGAAAGUGGGAAUAUCUCCGGUCCGAUCCUGGACAACUUCUACAUGUUCAUGGCGCUGAUCCCGCUCUUGCUGGAGAUCCUGCAGUACCUGCUCCUGGCGAUCGGUGCUUUACUGCUGACUGUGGCUGCCAUCCUUGCAUUCAUCUCCAUGCAACAGAAGAGAUCCAAGCGUGCACCCCAAGAGCCCACGUGUGAAGGCUAUGGAUUCUGGAAAGGAGAGAGGCUGAGGGAGCUGCCAGUGGGCCCAGACCUGGUUCUAGCUGCCAGUAAGGAAUGAGGACAGUUCUGGAAGUCAGCUCCCCGAUGUGCGUUCGUGAUUGAAGAUGAGCUGGUUGUGGAAGCUGAACGAGUGCUUGUGACCUGUUUCUGUGAUUCUCACACCUUGUGUAAAGCAUAUUGUCUGCUGUCGGUGUCAAUCUUUUCUGCUGCCUUCCAAGUCGAGAUCUGCAAUACGUUGCAGGCAGCUCUUGCUCUCCACAAUGGUCCCCAACACCUACCCCACCCCCCCGGUCCCUUCCCCCACCCCCUCCCC
Leucoraja erinaceus (little skate) is the source of this 2980-nucleotide messenger RNA. RefSeq names its product scavenger receptor class B member 1-like. The transcript has 14 exons. Gene Ontology annotation, molecular function: low-density lipoprotein particle binding; scavenger receptor activity; lipid binding. Gene Ontology annotation, biological process: cholesterol efflux; plasma lipoprotein particle clearance; recognition of apoptotic cell. The record is from RefSeq and is a predicted model, not a curated record. NCBI's taxonomy places the organism in Eukaryota, Metazoa, Chordata, Chondrichthyes, Rajiformes, Rajidae. Gene Ontology annotation, cellular component: caveola; cytoplasm. The coding region runs from base 1205 to 2725 and encodes 506 amino acids.